AUGUCGCCGUCGGCAGCUUUCCUUGCUGGACAUCUGUGCAACCGCCACAUGGUUAUCACCAUUAACCUUUGUAUCCCAUUACGCACUCGACGUUCGGGCUUGUACCACAAUCCCACCCAGCCUUCUCCGCUGCUGGCAUCUCUCGGUCACUUGCCUUAUUUCGUCGAGACUUACAAGUAUCGGUCAAAGGAACUGAGUUGGAGGACAGUGACUCUUGAGCAUGCAACCAACAGUGCCAAAGUGAUCGGAAAAGAGAUGUUAAAUAUGUUUCACACAAUGAAAUUGAAUAUAUCUGAUAUGAGAGGGGUUGGAAUUCAAGUACAUCAGUUAGUUCCAGUUAAUAAAACAAGUUCAACAGUUUCCUCUUGCUCAUCAGUACAGUCUGGAUUCUUGCCUGGUGGUUCCAGUUCUAUUAUCAAUCUUUUGCAAGUUCCAAAAGCUACAAAAAACUCAGAAGAACAACACAAGGAAGCGGCUGCUGUGGAUCUUGAAAUACCUUCUGCAUCAAAAGCAUGUACAGUGCUACCACCUCACCCGACAUCUAAUGUCAAUCAUGUUACCAGCAAAUCUGAGCCUGCAGUCAGUUGGAAUGGUCUGCACACGCCUAUCAGUCUAAAGCCAAGACUUAAUUUAAGUAUUGAGGUUCCAUCAGCUUCCCAGCUGGAUCGUUCUGUCUUAGAAGCGCUUCCCCCUGAUCUCCGAGAACAAGUAGAACAAAUGUGUUCUGUUCAACACACAGAGGUUUGCAGUAGUAGCAAAAAAGAACCAGUAAAUGGAUGCAGUGCCAGCUUUCCAACACAGCCAGUUGGAGCUGUUCUCUUACAAAUACCAGAUGUCCAAGAAUCGAGCAGUGAUGCAGGAAUUAAUGUAAUAGCACUACCAGCGUUUUCACAGGUGGACCCUGAAGUUUUUGCUGCGCUGCCUUCAGAGCUGCAAGAGGAGCUCAGACAGGCAUAUGAUCAAAGGCAAAAACAUAUAGAAAUGAUUUUCCAGCAGUCUGCAAAUACCUUGGUGUCAAAGAAUCCUUUAGUAAACUUGAGACCAGUUAUGAAAAAUAAGAAAAAAAGCAAGAAAAAACUCCAAACCAGCCCAGUAAAAAAGAGCCACAGUCCUUUGAAAAACAAACUCUUUGGGAGCCCCACAAAGAAUGCAGCUAUUUCUGUUGGAAGCCCACAGAAAUUAAUAGAUGACUUCCUAAAACAGGAAGGAGCAACCACUGACAAAUCUCAGGUGGAAUUAGUACAAAGCACUGUGAAUACUUCAGGCCCUUCCAUUUCACAGCCACACUUACCUUCUGUUACUAGGCCGCAGGUCCCUAAUUUAGCUGGAGCUGUUGAGUUCAAUGAUGUAAAGGCCUUACUCAAGGAAUGGAUUACAACCAUAUCAGAUCCCAUGGAGGAAGACAUCCUACAAGUUGUGAAAUAUUGUACUGAUCUGAUAGAAGAAAAAGAUUUGGAGAGGUUGGAUUUGGUUAUAAAGUAUAUGAAAAGGUUAAUGCAGCAGUCGGUGGAAUCUGUGUGGAACAUGGCAUUUGACUUCAUUCUUGACAAUGUUCAGGUGGUUUUGCAACAAACUUAUGGAAGCACAUUAAAAGUUAUCUGA
Gekko japonicus is the source of this 1602-nucleotide messenger RNA. It is a transcript of the gene REV1, whose product is annotated as REV1, DNA directed polymerase. NCBI's taxonomy places the organism in Eukaryota, Metazoa, Chordata, Lepidosauria, Squamata, Gekkonidae. Gene Ontology annotation, cellular component: nucleus. Gene Ontology annotation, molecular function: damaged DNA binding; DNA-directed DNA polymerase activity; deoxycytidyl transferase activity. Gene Ontology annotation, biological process: error-free translesion synthesis; error-prone translesion synthesis. Bases 1 to 1602 code for a protein of 533 amino acids. The record is from RefSeq and is a predicted model, not a curated record. The transcript has 11 exons.